CAGUCAGUGCGGCCUUGCGGACUGAGAGUGCUGCCAACAAAGGCCGAGUCGAUGGGGUUACAAAAAGUUUGUUAAUUUUGGACAUCAAAAACCCUUUUGUUGUUGUAAUUUUAUUUUAAAAUAGGUUGUGAAUCUGUGAUUACGGUUAAGGAAAUGAGUGAAUGAUAUGAAUCGUGACGACUAGCAAAGGAGUCAGCUGGUCCAGUGCGAAUAGUGAAUAAGAAAUGGCGGCCUUGCCAGCAGGUGUUCAGUAUGGGUUAUCAUCGGAGCAAAGCAAAGAAAAUAAGGAACUAGUGUUUGUGAAACUAACGGAUUCAGCGCUAAAAGCUAUAGAAGACUUUCUUAGGAAUAAUAGGGAUAAAUUGGCCAAACCGAAGAUACAGUUCCUACCCGGAAAUGAAGGGAAAAUCUCCAUUCCGGCUGGUGGCAAUGGCUCAACGGGCGAGGCUACUUUCCACUUCAGCAUCAACAGUAAUGCUGAGAUGGAGGGUCCACAGGGUUCGUUCGAGUGCGUGCGCAGCGGCGGCGCGCGGCGCCUGGAGUCGUGCGGGCCGCUACCCCGGCGCAUGCGCGUGCAGGCCAACGACGACUCGUACGAGGCCACCAAGGACCGCAUGGCGAGGACCGUGGCCGCCGAGCAGAGCAAGUGCACUCGCGUGAUAAAGCCGAACCAGACGGACAUCGGCCGGCGCGUGAAGGUCGGCCGCCCCACUCAUCCCAUAUACUCGGCGCCGGCGGCCGCGCCGGACCGGCCGGACCACCGUCCCGACCACCGGCCCGAGCGGCCGGAGACCCGGCCGGAGCACAGGCCGGAACAUAGGCCGGAGCGGCCGGUGGUGGCGCCCCCCGCGCCGCGCCCCGCGCCCCCGCAGCCCGUGCAUCCGCCCGUGCAGACUCACCAGCCGCAGAAGCCGCCCUCCAAUCCGGACCUCACUAGGCGGUCCAUUAAAGAAAGACUUAUACAAUUAUUAGCAUUGAAACCGUUCAAGAAACCCGAGCUAUACGCUAGGCUGAAUAGUGAGGGUAUAAAAGAGAAAGAACGGGGAUUAGUUAACAAGAUAUUGCCUCAAAUAGGCUCGCUCAAGGACAACUGUUACCAUUUACGUAGGCACAUAUGGAACGAUGUUAAUGAAGACUGGCCUUUUUAUACCGAAGAGGAGAAACGCACGCUCAAGAGGCGGAAACCUCAAAAUCUAACGCCUCCGGCUAGCAGUGAUUCGGCAAAUUCGCUUUCGCCCCGCGCCUCGCCGUCGGCCACCAAGCGGGCGAAUGGACCCACUGUUGUCGGCGAAGAGCCCCCGGCGGCGAAGAAGCAGCGCAUCUCUCACUACCGGCGGCCGGACGCGCGCGCCGGCGGCUCCCCGUCGUCGGGCUACGCGACCGGCGGCUCGGGCGCCUCGUCCGGCGAGCGGCACGCGUCCGACAACGAGGACGAGCGGACCGCGGCCGAUCUGUACCGGCCACUGGCGAAAAGCUUCUCCAGUUUACCGGAAUCUGUGCCGCAAGAAAACCCAUUGGUUCUUAAUCUUAAUCCCAAAGAAGAAAGGGCCAAACCAUUAGCGAAAAAGGACAACGGCUACACCCUCAGUUUUAACACUAUAAAGGAUCUCUGCCCAAGUCCUGUGCCCAAGGCGAAUGGUUUUAGAAAUAGUCCCCCAGUAGAGCAAACUAGUAUCACAGAAAAAGACAUCACAAAUACGGAACCUUUAGAAAAUACAGAAUUAACGUCGGUACCUGACGAAAAUAUGACUGAUUUAGAAGAGCUUGCGAGACAAUACCCGCCAAUAACGUGCGCCUCAAUGCGUCGCGCCUACAAGAACGAGUUCGCGUCCCUAUAUACUGAAUACCGCGCCCUUUACGGCAAGGUGGCCCGAGUGGCCGAGCUGUUCACCCGCCUGGAGGAGAAGCUGAGGCGGGCUCAGCCGCACUCGCCUGACCACCAGAGCAUAGAGCAACGCAUAGUGGAGGAGUACCGUCGCGUGCGCGGCGACGCCACGUACCAGCAGCAGCGGCGGCGCGUCGAGUUCCUGCACCGCAAGCUCACGCACAUGAAGCAGGCCGUGCACCACUACGACCACACGCGUAACCUGAAGCCCGAGCGCGUGUCGAACGCGAGCACGACGCAGGCAUACUGACACGCGCCCCGCCGCCCGCCGCCCGCCCGCUGCCUCUAACCACCACCGCCGCAACCGGAGUACACCCCCCGACGCUCCCGGCAACCAAUCAGCAACGCCGCGCUGACUGUCUGCCAACCAAUUACCGGAUUUCCGAACUGAUAAGUGAAACCGCGUAACGCUUUACUACAGUGCCUCGUAAACGGUUAUUUUGUGUGUGUAUUUAUUACUACUGCAAAAGUUUAUUUAUUGAACGCAAACUUGAGGAUCCAUCUGUGUCGCCUGCCAGUUGGCAAUAGUAUAUAUUGGCACCGUUUUUUCGGAUGUAACGGAGACGUUUGUAAUAAUUGUUAUGGUUAAGGUGAUUCGCGUGUAACGAACAUGUUUAAUGAACAUAUAGAUUAGCGUCCAGAAAUAUUUUUAUUAUUGACGUAUGUUUUUUCGAGAUACAAAUGAUCUUCCAUUAGUUUUUAUUGUUCUGUGUCAUCUUAACCAUGAAUUUGUAAUAAUUGUGUAAGCAAAGAUUGGACUCUUUGCAUCUCUGAUUGGAACUCAUACUGAACUAACAUAGAACGGUGUAUACUGUUAACUCCACAUCGUAUUUUAUACUAUAUGUAACUCCAUACUUACUCUUCUGAUUUUAUACAUCUUAGAUCAUCUAUUUAUAAAUUGAAUAGCAUGUAUAUAUUUUAGCCAUAACACCAAAACUAUUUAUUUCAUGGACCAAUAUAUACCAAUAAGCAAUAGGAAAUUAUAGAUGCAGAAUGUAGUAGUUCAAUAGCCCCUAUUACCCUCGCAAUGUCGCAUAGGAACGAUGACUGCGAUAUGUCAUUGGUGUCAUUUGAUUACUGUAGUAUAGUGAUCAACGGAUUGCCGACACUAAUCGAUAAAUAUUUGCAGCCACAAAACAUAUUAUGUUGAACGAUGUAUUCUGAAGCAUCAAGGGCAAACCUACAUACGGCAGCUAGAGUAGAAUCAAAGUGGCCUAUAUUUUAACUGGUUGCAUGCCAUUUAAAAGUUUGAUGUUUGCAAUUUAAAUCAGUAUAACUAGUUAGUGCUGAUACAUAUUUAUGCAGCGGUUACGAAAAGAGCAAUAAAAUGUUUUUAAUUACAAAUAUUUAUCUUCAGUUCAAAUGACCUCAAUGUAUCUGGUUGAUUAUUACAUUGUAUAUAAAAUUGUGUAUAGUAAAAGUCGAAAUGUUAGUAAAUAAUAGUUCAAUAGUAGAUAUUGUUUCGUCCACGUUUAAUUCCAUUCGAAAGUAAUUUCCGUCUAACGUUCAUUGGUGUCCAGUUAAAGUUUGCUUAUACUCAAUUAUUUUAAAUAUUAUCCACAGUUUUUAAACUCUGAGGUGUAAACGGAAAAUAUACACCAAGGCCCGCGAUCUCGGACGAAAAUUAAUGAAACUUCAACAAUUCGAGAGUCAAUUUUAACAGAUUAAUGGCCUUUUAAUGUAAAUUAACCCCAUAUAUCUAUACAUUUUAACCCUUACGUCGUCCCUUUUAAAACUGCUUCUAAAAUCCAUCCAUAUAAUAUUGGAGAAGACCGAAAUUUGAUUUUAAUUCUUCUUGCCCUGCUGUAUAUAGUAAUUUAUGAAAAUAUAAUACAUUAUUGUUAUGUAAUGUGUAGUAAUACUAUAGUUCAGUCAGUAUAAAUUGUUACAUCAAACUACAGAGGUACGUACAAGCAGGCGUGUCUUGCAACUUUUACCGGCAAGUUUGUAAAUAUCGGGAUAGAGGCUCUAACUUUUCGUGUCACAAAUAUAAAACACUUUAUUACGGCAAUAUAAUCUGAAAAUUAGUUAAGGAAAAAGUGCCGACGCGAAAUUGCAAAACAUGCCUGCCUACCAAACGUAGGAAUUGCCAAUUGUUUAUUAUUAAAAAUAUGAUUUACUUGAAUUGCCAAAAAAAAAACUUUGCGUGUCCUAAAAAAUGCAACAACCGGCCAGUUUAAAACAUCCACUAGGAAUAAGAAAUUAUCUGGUCCUCUUCGGAAGAACCCUCCAUUACUACCAUUAAAUCGUAGUAAUUUUAAACUACAUCCGGACCAUGCGUCUGACGGAACUAUAACUAUGUCCAAAACAAUACUUGUGACCCACGAUAUGGUGCCUUACUACGUUGUAUUACGACUUAUUGCGCUUUGUGUUGUCUUCACAGAGCCAAAUUAGUAUCACAUGUUUACUAAACCUUCCAGUGUGUCACAUGAAAGAUAUUACACGAUUUUCCCGUCACAAAUUAUGCGUCUUACUAAAGAAAUCCGGAAUAUCGAAUGCAAAACAUGAUAGUCCGAAAGCGAUGAUUUUCUAUCAAACAUUCAGCUUCACUUUAGUGCCGUCAUGAACUGGUCAGAUGUAAAAAGCCGUCUUGCAUAUAUUUGUCCUGAUUGUAACGUCCAUAUUUGAAAAUGAUUUAGCGUUAAGUAAUUCUGAUUUUAAUCGCAGUAAUUGAAACAAUCUCUUGCAUGUCCAAGUAUCCAAAUGAAACUUACCAUUUUCUUAUUAGUGGCAAGCAAACGUGAAUAGGAUUAUUCAAAUAAAUUAAACUUAUUUCCGCUAAUAUAUAAAUGUACAUACCUCUUUGUUAUUAAAUGCAUAUGUAUAGUAGAAGACAUUUGACAGGUUAACGUCAAGUUGUUGAAGAUUGCGUUUUAUUUAGUUCGUUUUCUGUCAAUUAUUAUGUCAAAAUGGCAUUUUUUAUUUCAUUAAAAUCGUCAAUUGUUUUUUUGUAUAUAAAGAAAGUUUUCAUCAAGUCAAGUUAGGCAGUCAAUUUAUAUUUGGAAGUGCUGAAGUGCCCUUUUGUUGCUCAUAAAAAUAAUAAAUAAUAUGUAUAAUAAAGUAAUUAUGUUAUGGUUAAAUUGCUUAUUUACUCAUUAGAAUGCUCAAGAACGGUCAUGAUAUUAUAUCAUUUGAAAUUAGCCUCAAGCAUUAAUUUCACUUCUAUCACUAUUAUUUUUAAUCUAUUACUAACUUUUAUUAUUUUUUCAAAGAAUUGAAGUACCUAUUCAUAUUAUCAUCAUUAUGCCACAAUUACUUCUUUUAAGCUUCAUAGUUAACAAAGUGCCGUAAGCAGAGACAAUAAUACUGUGAGAGAUCUUUGUUAUAUAAAAAUACUUAUGUUUUACUUGCGACCUUAUCUUUGUUAAAUUCGAAGCGAAAAGAAAUACAUAUUUCUUGCCUUACAUACAUCAUGAAUGAACUAUAUUGAGUAUACAUAAUAUAAACAUUUACAGAGCUCGAUACACCUAUUAACUCGAUAAUUUGAACAAACCGUUGAAAAUGUUAUAUUGUUACCACUAGUCUAAGCUCUAUCAAUUGUUUUUGUGAAGUAAUAAUUGAUUAUUGUAAAUUUAUUUGUUUUUUUCGAAAGGAGAUUGUAAUUUCUUACGUUAUAUAUUAUAUUUUGGUGGAUGUUAUCUGAUGACUGUUGCGUUCGUUUUGUGAAUAAUGCAUUCCAUUCAAAGAUCCGUUGACUUCGCACUGUUCAUGAUGCACUCACUAAUUGAAUAGUGUAAUAAUAGAUACAUAUUAUAUAUUUUUACAGGCCUUAAUAUCCAGUACAGGUCGAUCCAAUGUGCUUCCUGUUGUCGAUAAGGUUACUUGAUAACCUCGACGAGGCUAACAUUGGAUCCACUUGCACAUACCAGACCACGGUUAGAGCACUAAUUUUGUAAUAAAUUGCAGUAUCCCUUGAUAGCGUAAUAAAUGUAUUGUCACAAAGGGAGUGAAUCGUCAAAUAUUGCUCGAUUGUUACCGGAUAAGUAAUUAGGACGGCAAGGUUGUUGUCUGUAUUUUGUCAUGUUUAUACAAAGGAAAAAAUAUCUCAAUAAAUAUAUCAUAGUCCAUUAUAAUGAGUAGGCGAUAUUUAGUCUGUAUAAUAGUGACAUCAUUUUUCUUAAAUCAACUUUAGUAAUAAACUAGGAGUACUAAUUUCUGAACUUGGACCGAGACACGACGGUGGCGCCCCCAAUUUUGUGGUUACCACAGAAUUUUAAUUAUUAUUAGUCAAAUUAUAUCAACCCCAUAUGUUUAACGUAACAAUGAAUUAGGCCUAUUUUGUUUGAAUGUGCCCACGUUAUUGUUUGAUCGUUACACCGGGCGGUGCGUCGUGUCUCGUCCAAUCACGCUAUUAUACUUAACGUAGCUGAUAUUAGCGUCUAAGGCGGGCGUUACGUAUACAAGAUCCUUACUUUACAAUUACUUUAGAUCAUAGAACCUUUGAGUUUGUGUAUUCUGAUCAAAUGUUAUAAUGUAAAUGUGGUGUACAGUAAUAUGCGGGCGGGCGGGCGCGGCCGGGGGCUGACAUCGAUCAAAGACUGUCGCGGCGCCGAACAAUUUUGAAUACAAUGUAAAUAGAGUACGAAUUAGGAAUUAGACACGUUAAGGGAUGUAAUCGUAGUGUUGUAUUUUUAUUACUAUAUUACAAAAUAUAUAUAUUAUGGGGAAUUAUGAAGUUUAAAAUAGUUGCGGUGCCCCCCGGCGCGCCUUGCCGCCCGCCUACCUGAGUCAAGUGUAGGACGAUGCGGCAGUGUUAUGUGUGUACAGAGUUAUACCAGCUCGAGUCGGGCACGCGGGCCCUUGCCAGCCGGUUCGAGCGAACGACGACAAGCUAUGAAUACUGACAUCGGCUCACGUUAAUUAGCUUUUAAAUAAUUUCAUCAAAAUAUAAAAUACACAAAAAAAAUGGAUAUAAAUUUCUCGACCAAGUACUGGUUGUUUUUAAAUUAUUAAAAUGUAAAAAAAAAUAUAGUAUAUAAACAAAGUAUAGGUACAAUUUAUGAAUUAUACUUUUCGGCAUUUCGCUGAGUGUGUGUGGGAGCGCUUCAUGCACUGAUAUCACGAGCACUCGCGUCAGCAACCUACACAGUGUCGAAUGUUUCUAUUUAUUUUCUCAUUUCUUUUGCUCAUGUCCUCUUCCAUCGCUUAAUUUUUAUUUUUCAUCUGUCUAUGUGUAUUAUGGUUUUUGUUAAGGCAGGGUAAUGCAGAAAUGUGAAGAGGUACUUUUUUAAUUUGAAAACGAUAAUUUGUUUGAAUGUUAAAAUUGAGUUGAUUUUAUCCAUUCAAUGGACUUUGUGUUGUUAAGAGAAGUGAUCGAGUUUGUUAUUUUUAAUUAAGUCAAUUUGAGGUUCGAUGAACACUUUUGUGGCAGCAUAAUUAGUAUAUUUUAACUAUCAAGUUACCACAGAAUCAAUAGUCAAAGUAGCUCUCUUUGGCGUUGCCUCUUAGUGAUUCGAGAGAGGUGGGAGCGCGCUAGCCCCCGCCACGCAUCCGAGACACAUGAGCUAAAGAGACGAUGAGUAUCAUUAUAAAAGGUACCUAUUCAAAGUCCGGGAACAGACUAACUUGAUUGUAUACAACAUAAGUAUAGUGUUGCUGCAAUAUGCAUUUAUGCCAUCUUCAUUUUAAUUUGAAUUGUGGGAUCAGUGCCAAACUUUCUUCUUCUUGUUUAGCUCAAAACGAUGCAAUUGUUAGCAUGCUUGGUGAAACAGCUAUGUAAUUGUUUAGUUAGUCUGCCAUUUUGUGAAUAUUUUGUUUUGAUAGUAAUAUGUAAAUCUUUUAUAAUAUAUUUGUUUACAAUAAAUAAAUGACAACAUUAUAAAUAAA
Molecule: messenger RNA, 7711 nt
Organism: Plutella xylostella (diamondback moth)
Lineage: Eukaryota; Metazoa; Arthropoda; Insecta; Lepidoptera; Plutellidae
Gene: Su(Tpl)
Product: Suppressor of Triplolethal
Biological process (GO): positive regulation of transcription elongation by RNA polymerase II; transcription elongation by RNA polymerase II; snRNA transcription by RNA polymerase II
Cellular component (GO): transcription elongation factor complex
Molecular function (GO): cis-regulatory region sequence-specific DNA binding
Source: RefSeq, a predicted model, not a curated record